AUGACUGACAGCAGUGAAAAUGAAAGUGAUGAGGAGUGUGAUGCAACAGACUUUGGCUCCAGUGCCAGCUGUUGCAAGCAACAGAAACUGGAAAAUGAAGCUUUGAGAAAGCGACUAGAAAAACUAUACAAGAGGCUUAACAUUGCACGUAAGUCUUUUUAAAUUAUAUAAUGACUUCCUAUCUAAAAGUCAUUAAUUUUGUCUCUGGUUAACAUCAGAGCAAUUCAGCAAUAAUUAUAUUGUCGUACUGCACACAUUUCUUUUGUAGGUUCUAUCAGUCACAUAAGAUCAGAUUCAAAUACACACAGAACUACAAAUAAAUGUCAUAAUCAAAGUUAACACAAAUAAAUGCCAGGGCUGUUCACUAAAAUUUUACCUAGCAGACCAGCUUUUAUUUGAGCCUACUGUUACAUUAAGAAAAUAUCUGAUGGUAGUUUCUUGAAUUCAAUGUUUAAAUCAAGUUUGACUUAAUGUAUUUAAUAUCCUUCAGUGGUUUUAAGUGUUUGAAGUAGGUAAGCACAAUUUAAAUAUUGUUAAAAAAUGUGUCGUAACAAGAAGUUUGACAACUUAAAUUUUUUAUGUUGUCUUGCAGUAAAGGCAAAGACAGUCGAGGAGGUGGUAAAAAACAGACCAGUGGCUGGCAUUCUGGACGCAGCAUUGGCUGUCGAGUAUAAGGUAAUUCAUUAUUUGUCUGUUCUGCAUGCCAUCAAGAUAAAUUAAAUUGCACAAUCUGGAUUGCUCACUUUACAUCUGACUGCUACCACACAUCGUUUCUUUGACCACUGGUUGGUUAGAAUAACAACUUCAUAUAAUAAGGACUGAAAGGAGUGGCUGGAGAGGACUAAAAAAUAUGUUUUCUCUAGAUUGUUGCAUACAGACCAAGGGAAAGUAUUUCUCUUCAGUCCAACCAAACUAGCCAAAGUACCUGUUAGAGCUUCACUUAGGACUGCAGUGUUACAAAUUAACUGUACAACUGUUGUUGUUUUUUAUUUACAGAUGGUUGAAGUAAUGGAGGGAUCAGGGGUAUACUGGUACUCCCACCAGCGGGCAUAUUGCUCUGCAUUUAAGCAUUGGGCGGGCUACAUCAAUGCUGCCAUAGAUAUAUUUUUUAACAAAGAAAUACUUGCUGCCUCUUCUGCAAUGGGGAAUGAAAAAAAGAGCAAGAAUGGAAGUAGCCAUCAGCCAUUAAAUCCCCUUAUCAUCCAAGCUCUUAUUGGUAGGUUUAACUAAAUGCAGAUACAGUAUGCCUUUUUAUGAAAAGGUAGAGUCAUGCAGUUGAUUUAAGGUUAAAGUUUUACUUUUUUAAAAGGUUUUUACAACUGGUAUCUGUAUGUUGAACUGACAGAAGAGUAUUUUUAGUGGAGUUAAUACAUUUUGACCCAUCCACACAAGUAAAUGUUUUUUCAAAAGCUGCUAUACUCACAGAUCCACAAUAAAAACUUCACUUUUUAAAACUUUUGAUGAAAGUAUAGAUUUCUUAUUAUUUGUUUCAAUCAGUGUAAGGCCAUUGCCUAACGUGAAUCCAGUCGAAUGGGGAGCUCAAGAAAUGGCUCUAGACUAGGAACCUUUUUUGCUGUAGCACUCAAUAUUUCACAAGUUUGGCUCCUACCUUUCACCUUUUGGCUUUAUAGUCUCUUUCUUUUCUUUCUUAAUGCAUCAAAAAUCCAAGUUUUUAAAUGAAAACACAAUACAAAUGUGGACCCAGGCAUCUUAAUUGAGUAAUCAAUGAUUAAUGAUGGUUAAUUAACUAGUGAUAGAGAUAUCGAAUUUCCUUUAUAAUCUAGCGCGUGGCCUAGCGUCUCAUCUUUUGUCAGAUCCGGAGACGAGGCGUAAUCUCUUAUUCCUUCACGUUCUUUUCUCCAAACUCUUUCAUUCCUAAUGGCACUCUCCGCAGGCGCACGUCCAAAACGCCGCUCCAAGAAGGUGUCUGAUCCAGACUUCGUGUACAGUUUUCCAACGGACUCGCUGUUUCACGACGCUCUCAUUCUGGAGCAGAGCAAUCCCGUUGACCCCGUUCUCUUCGAACAGUCUCCCAAGUCAGAAGCUAGAUCGUCUAAAUCAAAAAACAGACCAGUUACAGUACCUGGAGCUUCUUCACCGCCAUUCGUUCCUGACGUCGAUACCAAUCCUUCUCUUUCAUUCGACCAGCAGCUUCAGUUGAUCAAACUACAAAAGGAAAAGUUGGAGCUGAAGGUGAAAGUACUUGCCAUGAGCCGCCAGGAAUGCCCUCUCGAAAAUUCGUUCGCAGAUCUCUCCACGCGAAACGCCAGAGAUGCUAUUGUGCCAGGACACACCAAGCGCAACAUCGACUGGCCACAGGAUUUUGUUCCGUCCAUUCAAGGUGAAUAUGAUAAGUUAGAACUGCCCGAGUUUGUUUCGGGUUUCUUGAUUAUGAUCAAAACCUAUGAUUCUUCGCUAAAGGAUGCCAUGUUAGCUCAUCUCGAGUUACUACUCACUAAAGCAAUUAGUUAUUCGUGGAUUAGCGUUCGUGGUUUUCAUAAAUUUAUCGCCAAAAAGGUCGAACAGCGUCGUUCGGAAUGGCAGGAUUUUAAGUCUAUCCAAGAUCAAGCCACAACCUUUUUUCGCCAUUCAGAUUUACGAAAUACACGACAGCGAAUUGACAACCCGCGUCAACCCUCUCACAACGCAUCCUCGGGUGAUCGUCAACAGGCGGUUCCACCCACAGUCAAAAAAGCUUGCAAAACCUGGAAUUACGCUGGCUCUUGUGAUUGCGAUCCGCAAGAUGAAGUUAAUUACAAAGAACAUCACUGCUGUCGAGUGUGCAAGGCGGAUCACCCGAUGCUUCAUUGCUCAAAACGUCGCACACCAAUCCCACCUCAAUGACAACUAGGCCGAGUAAUUCCAGACGAAAUUUCCUCAGCGACCUCUUUGACCCGGAACGGAAACGGACAUGUACAGUUUAAAACUUCAGCAGUUGUUUGACAUUUAAUUGCUUCUCGUCUCCAGCAGCCAAAUGCCUUCGGUGCCAAGGUUUUGGUUCCUACUUCGCUCUUGCUUUCGAACUGGAGAACACUGCUUUCCAAUUAUCAUGAUAACAUUGUGAUCGAUUAUCUUUCGUACGGUUGGCCUGUUAAUUAUACAGCACACACUCCUCCUGUUUCAUCAUUGCAUAAUCAUCCAUCUGAUACGAACUUUGCUUCGCAUGUGCAAACCUAUCUUGACACUGAAUUAUCUUGGAAUGCUAUAGCCGGACCCUUCGAUCAUCCUCCAUUUGCAGACGAUUUCGUAUCCUGGCCUCUUCAAACAGUGCCCAAACGUGGUAACUCGACGCGGCGCGUGGUUAUGAAUUUGAGUUUCCCUCACGGCUUCUCAGUCAACGAUGGCAUUCCUCAAGACACCUAUCUGGGCGAGCAUUUUAAGCUACGUUUGCCUGGCAUUGAUCGCCUCGUUGAAUUCAUUCUCGAGAAAGGUCGUAACUGUCUCAUUUUCAAGAAGGACUUGCGUCGGGCUUAUCGACAGUUUCCUGUAGACCCCAAGGACUAUAAUUUACUGGGCUUUCGCUAUAAGGGUAAAUUUUAUUUUGACACUCGUUGCCCUUUCGGUUUGCGUUCGUCAGCUAUGAUUUGCCAACGCACGACAAAGGCGGUUGUCCAUAUCUUCACUGAACAGGGGUUUUUCGUAGACGUUUAUCUUGAUGAUUUUUACGGCGCGGAAUAUCCAUCUCUUGCAGCCCAGGCCUUUUCCUGUCUUGGUCAGCUAUUCCAGCAUCUCGGCUUAGAUUCUUCUCCUGAGAAGGACUCGCCUCCUUCAACGUCCAUGAUUUGUCUCGGUCUUCUUGUUGACACUGCAGCGUUCACCCUCGAGGUUCCUCCUUCAUGUCUCGAUGAUUUACAGGCCGAACUCAAACUUUGGCAAUCCUCUACCUGUUUUACUAAGAAACAACUUCAGUCCCUUUUAGGGAAGCUCUCUUUUGUUACCGCUUGCGUUAAGCCCGGUAGAAUCUUCAUGGCUCGACUCCUCAAUAGUCUUCGCGAGUGCACGCAGCCAGCCCGUCACCGAUACCCCAUUUCUGCUUCUCUGCUCUCAGAUAUUCAGUGGUGGCUCGAUUUUCUUCCCCGGUUUAAUCGUGUAUCGCUCAUCAAGCCUUCCUCCUGGGACUUUGAGAGCCUUAACUUCUCGACUGACGCCUGCCUUUCUGGAGGGGGCGCUACUUGUCAAACGGAGUGCAUUAGCUUUGUUUUUCCUGAUUGUAUUUCUCCUGCCAAUCUUCAUAUCAACGCGCUGGAACUUUUCACGAUCAUUGUUUCACUCAAGCACUGGGCUCCUCAGUUACGCGGAUGCAAAUUCAUCAUUGCCUGUGAUAACUCCGCCGCGGUGACCGUUAUCAAUUCUACAAGAUCCAAGGAUCCUUUCAUGCAGCACUGUCUCCGACAACUUUGGUUCACCGCUGCUCUUUUCGAUUUUGAAGUUCGAGCAGCCAACAUAAUCAAUUCGCGGACUGUCUCAGCCGUUGGCAUUCAGAUGCUUCAGCUCGCGAUACUUAUUAUCGUCUGUGUAGUGACUUUGAUCAGAUUUUUCAUUAUCAAGAUAUUGACUCUGCUUGUUUUUCUUUCGACGUUGCGUGACAGUAUUUUCUUUUUUCUUUUGUAGACUUCCACAGGGGAUCAGGUUCACAUUUCUCUCCAGCUGUUUCGCUUGUCACCUUGGAGUCUUUUGUGUCACGUCUUAUCACAAUGGCUCACGCCACGUCAACACAGAAAAACAUCGCAGUUCAUAUCCGUAGUUACCAGAUUUUUUGUGAACAGAGGGCUCUCCAGUCCUUUCCGAUUAGUGUAAAAUCUAUAAGUUUGUAUAUCGCCUAUUAGUCAUGCAAAAACGCGCUUCUGGUACUAUUCUUAAUCAUCUUAGCAGCCUCAAACAUGCUCAUCAAAUUGCCGGAUACGAGCUCACCUGGAGUUCUAAUUAUCAUUUUCAACUUUUGCUGAGGGGCACUAAACGUUUCUUAGGCUAGGCUGUCGCUCGAAAAUAUGCUAUUACACCUUCUAUUUUGCACGCCGCAUUUGACCAUUUCAAUCUCUCACUUCCGCUGCACGCAGCUAUGUGGGCUUUGUUUCUAGUUGCAUUUUUUACUUUUUUACGCAAAUCCAAUUUAGUACCAGACAACCCGCGGCGAAUUUCUCCUAAGGUCAUCACUAGGGCAAGUUUGGCUUUUACACCUGUGGGCGCUAACAUCCAUGUCUCCGCUACCAAGACCAUUCAGUGUCAGCAACGUUCUCUAGAUUUGCCCAUCCCCAGGGUCCCUGGGUCUCAUCUUUGCCCCAUUUUCGCUCUUCGUCGCCAUUUAUCCCUAAAUCCCGGGCCAGUUUCUGCUCCCCUUUUUUCAGUUAUAUCGGGGUCUGGUCUACAACCAAUUACUUACAAGCAAUUUUGCGCCUUUCUUUCUCGGGUUAUUUCUAGUCUCCACUUAGAUCCCUCUAAAUUUUCUCCUCAUAGUUUUCGACAGGGCGGGGCGGGGCGGGGCUACUUUUGCCUUUGACUGUCAUAUUCCCUCGGAAAUCAUCAAAUUGCAGGGCGAUGGGCAAAGCGACGCAUAUCUCGUGUAUCUAGAAUUAUCUCAGCAGCAGAAACAGCGCGCGGGUCAAGCUAUGGCGGACAAGCUUCAGACUAUGUUUCCAGAAUAAUGAUUUCUUAAUAGAUUUCCAUUAUUUUUUCUUUUUUCAUUUAUAACCUUUUCGUAUUCUCCUCAAUCACCUCACUCUCCAUUUUUCUACGCUCCAGUUUGGGCACUUUGGCGUUCUUGUUUAUUGUCCAGUAUUUUGUCAGGCAGUUCUCGCACUGUGCAAUAAACUCAUUUUGCCCCAAACUGUUGCGUCGUCUUGGUAACGUGGGUGAUUGAGUAAUCAUUGAUUAAUGAUGGUUAAUUAACUAGUGAUAGAGAUAUCGAAUUUCCUUUAUAAUCUAGCGCGUGGCCUAGCGUCUCAUCUUUUGCCAGAUCUGGAGACGAGGCGUAAUCUCUUCCCACCACUCCCACCCUUAAACAAUGUAUCUUUGAUUAGUUUUUUCUUCUUAGUUGCGUUCUUGUUUAUUGUCCAGUAUUUUGUCAGGCAGUUCUCGCACUGUGCAAUAAACUCAUUUUGCUCAAACUGUUGUGUCGUCUUGGUAACGUGGGUGAUUUACUGAUAAUGCAUAAGUAAGUUACAGGUUUGAGAACAUGCUUCACUCUGGCAAUUCCUAAUUCAAAGCAAACUUUAAAGAGAUGUAAUUUUUGUAAUCUUCCUUCAAACAAGGUUUGCUCCAAGUUCAAUAAAGAUGUCCCCACACCAAGCCAGAUUGUCCAAAAAUCAACAUGA
Messenger RNA from Pocillopora meandrina, 6311 nucleotides. The record is from the annotation of a GenBank genome assembly. Lineage: Eukaryota; Metazoa; Cnidaria; Anthozoa; Scleractinia; Pocilloporidae.